Messenger RNA from Ixodes scapularis (black-legged tick), 2103 nucleotides. RefSeq names its product piggyBac transposable element-derived protein 4. The transcript is spliced from 2 exons. The record is from RefSeq and is a predicted model, not a curated record. Bases 129 to 1919 code for a protein of 596 amino acids. NCBI's taxonomy places the organism in Eukaryota, Metazoa, Arthropoda, Arachnida, Ixodida, Ixodidae.
CUUUCAAAAUAUUUCUAGAUGCUUUCGACAGGUGGCAGAUUUAUCGCAGGUGUUUCUUUUCGUUGCUUCUUCUGUCGGCUAGCGCGAAAAUUUCUGCUUGACUGGACACUCUAUUGUGCUGCUCCGCAAUGACAGGUAGGAGCCUGACACAAGAUGAAGCUGUCGAUCUCCUCUUCAGCCUGCCAGAUGACACGUGUGCUAGCGAAGCAGAAGCGGACACCUCGAGCGAUGACGACUUUGAUCCUGACUUAGCGCCAGUCGAAGCUGAGGAGCUUGAAUAUUUAGAGAUGUCUACGGAACCUUCUACCAGCACAAAAAAGAAACGUAAGAGAUCCUCGUAUCAGCGAAAGACACCAAAAAAGAAGCGUUCCAAGCGCCUGGAAAACGACGAUAAUCUCCACAUGGAAGAGGAGAGCGAGGAUCCUGGUCAAGAGUGGAGCCGAAAUCUUCCAACAGACUUCGUAGAAAAUCCAAAGACGUGGGGCCCGGAGUAUUCCAAAGAAGAGCUGACGACCGCCAGACAAGCGUUUCAACUGUACUUCACGGACGACAUUCUGGAUAUAAUCGUCGCAGAAACAAACCGCUAUGCUAGUCAAAAAAUGAGAAGAGAGUGGUAUGAAGUCACGAAAGAAGAGCUCAAAGCUUUCUUGGGGAUGCUCUUCUUGAUGAGCGUCAACCCAGCUCAUCACGUCUACCUCUACUGGAGUAGUGACCCUUUCUUCAAUGUCACUGAGAUAUCUCGCGUAAUGACGUUCAAGCGGUUCCAAGCCAUCCUGAACUGUCUGCACAUCAAUGACCGAAACAAAGAAAAAAAGAAGGGAGAGGAGGGUCAUGACAAGAUUGCCAAAGUUCGUCCUCUUGUGUCGGCUCUAAACAAGCAAUUCGCUGAGCACUACCGGCCCUCAACGCACCAAUCUGUGGAUGAGAGUAUGAUCGCAUUCAAGGGAAGAUCUGCUCUCAAACAGUACAUGCCCAUCAAGCCAAUCAAGAGAGGGUACAAGGUGUGGUGUCGUGCAGACUCUGAAACUGGAUAUCUUGUUCAGUUUCAAAUAUAUGAAGGGAAGGAUUCAAGACGACCUCCUGACCUAGGACUUGGUGAACAUGUGGUGCUUGUACUGUCCGAGGGAGUUGAAGAAGGUACGCAGCUGUACUUCGACAACUUCUUUACUACCACAGCCCUCAUGGAGAAGCUCUCGGAGCAAGGCGUGCUCGCAGCUGGCACGCUUCGUACCAACCGCAAAGAUCUUCCGAGUGAGGUGAAGACUGACAACAAGCUGCAAAAAGGAGAUUUCAUCUGGAGCGCAAAGGGCAGAGUGUCUGCUUACCAAUGGAAGGAAAACCGCAAUGUCAACAUGAUGUCCAAUUUCCACAACCCACAGGAGACCUGCGAAGUCAACAGAAGGCUGUCCAGUGGUGCGAAGGUUGGCGUUAGCUGUCCGAAGGUGAUCGCGGACUACAACAAAUGGAUGGGUGGUGUUGACCGAUUUGAUCAGAAACGUAACACCUACGUUGCUGACCGCCGCUCCAAAAAAUGGUGGCAUAGGAUUUUCUAUUACUUACUCGAUGCUGCGGUGGUCAACGCCUUUCUGCAGUACUGCUCCCGAGAUGAGACCACGUAUCUCAAUUUUCGCCUUUCCCUUGGCCGCCAAUUGAUCGACGGAGCAACUUUCAGAUCAAACCAGUCAGGAAACAGCCACAAAGGCAAGAAGAACGGGAAGCCGAGUGGUCGUAAGAUGACUGGUGUCCCCGAAGAGAUCAGGCUUGUCGGCCAGCAACACCACCCCCAACGCUGUGCGAGCAGGAGGCGGUGCAGAUGGUGCUCCAGCAAGACGCGACAGGCCCGCACAUACUACUUGUGUCAAGAAUGCCGUGUGCCAUUGUGCGUAACUUGUUUCGGACCUUUCCACAAGGGGAAAUAAGGUUAUUAGCGCCCUUUAAUUCACUUGACCUUGAGCAAAAAAGAUGGUGGUACGAAUAUGUACCACUUUCAUGAACUAUAUGAAAAGUCAGUGGUACAAAUAUGUACCACUUUUUUUUCAAUAAAUAUGUAACAUUCAAAUGUGAAAAAAAUGUCAUUCGGUUUCUUUUUCGCACUAGAUACAA